This is a messenger RNA of Aphanomyces invadans, 2324 nucleotides long. RefSeq lists its product as hypothetical. The record is from RefSeq and is a predicted model, not a curated record. Lineage: Eukaryota; Oomycota; Saprolegniomycetes; Saprolegniales; Verrucalvaceae. Bases 1 to 1761 code for a protein of 586 amino acids. The transcript is spliced from 9 exons. Gene Ontology annotation, molecular function: protein binding.
AUGAGCGUCGUGGUGUUGUACGAUGGGCGUCGCAAGAAGAUCGCCGUGACGGCGGGAACGUACAUGUCGGACGUGCUGAAGAAGGCAUGUGACGGCUUUGGUCUGGACAACAACGACGGAUUUCAGUUGCACCACAAGGACAAGAACGUCGAUUUGUCGAUUCCGUUCCGGCUGUCGGGGGUAUCCGUGAAUGCUGUGCUCGAGGUGAAGGAAAGAUGCAAAAGUGCACUGAGCGAUGUGCGAGUCGCCAUCCAACUGGCGGACGGACGGCGGGUGCACGGUUCUUUCUCUCCACAAAUGACGGUGGCAGACAUCUUGGUGCAACUGGCGGUUCCCGUCGACGUAUCAUUAAACUACAUGCGACGCGAUCUCAGCCCAGACGAGCUCUCCUCGGUGACGUUGCAACAGCUAGGACUGCUUAGUGGCUCGGUCAUCUUUCGUGUCAAGGUGGAUGCCUUGGCCAUUCCUGUUGCUCAAGCUGUAUCCCCUGCAUCUUCAGCGGCCCAAAGCGCAAACACCAUCGCGCAAGCUGGUCCUAUUGCUCGCCCCUUGUCGCAAGAGACUGCUGUGGCAGAUACGGUCGUACCGCAAGCAUCCACGUACGAAACGACGGAAGAUGUUGAGAUGGAUUUGAGCCGCCAGGAAGUGUCGACCAGCAUCGCGCCAACAGAGGCUACCGUCAAGAGCUUGAGCUCGUAUGACGCGCUUCAGCUGGUGCGAAACUCGUGCUUUGAUGCGGUCUCGACAACCGUCGUGACCACCUUGAUGAGAAUUGUGUGCAAUGUGCUGUCCAAGCCAGAGGAGCCUAGAGUCCGAUCCAUUCGCGCCGGCAAUCCAAAGUUUCACGACGCAAUCGGCAAGCACAACGGCGGCGUUUUGUUUUUGGCUUCGAUUGGGUUUUCUUUGAAUGACGAAGGGUACUACGUGCUGCCGUCCGAUGCCGAUGCAUCUCUUUUGCAUCGCGCGCUGGAAGAAUUGCAUGAGCAAGCGGACGAUCUACGGAUUCCGCCGGGAGAGCGCCCGGCAGUCGUCGUGCAAGCCGCAGCCCCCGUCGAGUUUGACGCGUACAAGGCUGUUAUCACGCGCGUGCAGGCUCAACCUCGUGGCAUGAGCAUCACGGAAAUGCGUCUGGAAGACCUCAAGCGAAAAGAGGAAGCCAUCUUGGCCGUCAAGAUUCCGUCACGAAAGCCUCGCUUGUUGGCCCAAGCAAUGCGUGCUCGACAGGACGAGGCUGAAAAGAAUCAGAACUUUCGGACGUCUGCGAUGCGGGAAUUGGACGAACUGCAGAAGAAAACGGUGUUUCAGAGCACGGUGCUUCGCGUUCGCAUGCCCGAUCAAGUGACAGUACAAGCGACAUUUCACCCGCAUGAGACGAUGGAGGCAGUGGCGCAACUACUUCAAGAGUACUUCUUCAAGGACGGCCACUCGUUCUCGCUGUAUGUGACGCCCCCUCGGCAAACGCUGGCGCUGGAUGGGGCGGCGACGCUAGCGCAGCUCAACUUGGUCCCUGCUGCGUUGGUGUAUGUGCAAUGGAAAACACCCGCUCUAUCUCGUGCUGACAUCGGCUAUUACCUCCGCGCGUCCGUGGUGGACGAGUUGUGCGAAGAGACCAAGGACGAUGACGUCGACAGCACCAUGGAGUACCCAGCACCGCAGACGCUUCAAGACAAUGUUGCCAAGGAGAAGAAUGUGAUUCCCACGAUAACCACCGCGACGGCGCCCUCAAAAGCUACGUCGAAGCCUUCGUGGUUCAAGUUGUAGGUCAUCAUAAGCGAGUCGUACAAGUUGCGACGCAGGUAAUGCUGUGAGAUGCUUUGGCUGCCACAUUUUCUACCUUCCUGUCGUCACGAGGACUGUUCGCUGUACUCGACUUGCUAGCCGAUGACGAGAUAGGCAUUCGCCAAGAGCCAUCGCCGCUCGUCGUCGUCGUCGGGGAGCUUGAGCCAAACGUAAAAGACGACUUGUUGCGUCGGUGGGGACGUUUUGUUGUCGACCAUGUGCACGGGAAUCUCAUGGACGUCGGUUUCUUCCUGGUCGUAGCUGAAUGGAUCCGUCACAUCUGUGGUUUUGGUCACUGUCAUUUGAAUUGACGGCAACUCUUCGACCACGUUCAGCACGGACGGUUUGGUGAGCGUGCGGGUCGAUUCGUUCCAGGACGCGUUGUAGACGACGAUUCCUGACAGCGUGAUGUCGGAGGAGGUCGAGGUAUCGGCGGUGGCGGCCUUUCGAAGCUUGAUGCGUUGCUUGGCGAGGCGGUAGAUGAGUGGAGAUCGAACGUGCAGCGACUCGGCCACGACAAAUGACGUCCGGAGGUGCUCCCACGA